AUGAAAGACCUCACAGCCGCAGAACUAGAACUCGAAGCCCUUCUCGAAUCCCGUCUCGAGAUCCUCUCCACCCGCCUCCAAGCUUUCACCCAAGCCACCCAAGCCCUCUUUGCAGAAACCCAAGAGCUCCACAAGAAUGUCCAAGCAAAAGCCAGACGCAUGUACGUCAUCGAGGACAACAUCCUCCGUCUCCAGGGGAAACCCGGUCUGCCACAUUUGUUCACCGAGAGUGGGCUUCAGAGACGCCCUACUGCGGGAGGGAUUGGGAAUAAUGAGAUUGAGGAUAUCAAGAUGGGCGUCAAGACGUUGAGGAGGAAGUUCCAGGCUGCUGGCGCGGUCGUGUCGACGGUUGGGUGGUGGAGACAUUUGAAGGAGAAGGAGAAUAAGGCUGCUGGUGUGGGCAAAGUUCCCGCCGUUCCCGUCGUUCCUAUCACUGCUGCUUCUGCUGCUGCUAAACUGUCGAUCGAUACAUCCUCGGCUGCCAUUCAAGACUCUCAGGCGCCAUCCCCACCCGCCUCCAUAUCCCCAGUCGCCGCCGUCCCUGCUGUCCCUGCAAGACAAGCCGUCGUCUCACCCAAGGCUGUUCUCUCUCCUACCUCGCCAUCAACUAAGAAGCGAAACACCAUGGCCCUUCAAGAUAUCUUCACCGCCUCGCCGACCACAAAACCGUUGCAUCAACACUACGCGCUCUCGCCAAGCACUGAACGUGCUAACCCAGCUCUCGGACUCUACUCGCCUCCGCUGUCUCCAAAGACUGCACAAGGACCUAGUGCAACGUCCGGGAACUCUUUGAUGCGUGCCCUUAGCCUUCGUUCUUAG
Messenger RNA from Linnemannia hyalina, 819 nucleotides. The record is from the annotation of a GenBank genome assembly. Lineage: Eukaryota; Fungi; Mortierellomycota; Mortierellomycetes; Mortierellales; Mortierellaceae.